This is a messenger RNA of Phytophthora infestans T30-4, 1838 nucleotides long. RefSeq names its product phosphatase PTC7 family protein. The transcript is spliced from 5 exons. The record is from RefSeq and is a predicted model, not a curated record. The coding region runs from base 15 to 1838 and encodes 607 amino acids. NCBI's taxonomy places the organism in Eukaryota, Oomycota, Peronosporomycetes, Peronosporales, Peronosporaceae.
ACCCCCACUCCGAAAUGCAGCGGCUUGUAGGGGCCAGCCGCCGUUGCGUACCGGUGCGUCCGUCAGGCCUCACCGCCGCCGUGUCCACUUCAUGGGCAUCUUCCACCACAUCACCCUGUCCUUUAGACAGUCGACGUCACUACGCGAGUGCGAAGCCGUUGCCGUCGCCGUCUCGCAUGAAAGUGGCGGACCUCUUGGAAGUGUCCAAGCAGUUCCGCAGUAAACAGACCAACUAUAUCCACGAGGAUCAGACGCUAGACGAAGCCGUAAAGUAUCUGGCACAGAACGAGAACUCGGCCACACUCGUUGUAGUCAAUACUCAACACCAAGUGGUGGGGCUUAUCACCAACAGACUGGCGCUGCAGCGAGUGAUGCGGAUGCGCUCUACCGGCAAGCGAUCAGACUGGAACAUGAAGGUGUCGGAGGUGGCGAUUCCAGCGAGAAAAGUGCUGCAUGUAUCGCCCGAAGACUCCCUAGAAGACUGUCGAGCAGUGAUGGCGUUGUCAGGAGUGGGGGAGCUACCAGUGUUGCAAGGGAGUAAGCUACUGGGUACUGUCUCCUUAACAGACAUUGCAUCGUUGAUCCAUCGCCAUGACGCGCAGCUAAACCCGGAUCCUACAAGUGCCAAGUCGGACUACAUCAACUUGAUCCUACCGCGCAAGGGCCUGCCUGCCAACACGUUACUGGACCAAACUGUCGUGAAACAUGCUACCACCCACCCCAACUACUGGACGUACUACCUUCAUUCCUUCGGCAUGUCCAUCCCCCACCCUCAGAAGAAAGAUACAGGCGGAGAAGACGCGUUCUUCCUGGGUGUCGUCCCACACGGCGUGGAAGAAGGCGGCGCCUCGGCUCCAGUCCUGGAAGACCGUCCUAUUGACAUCGAUCCGUCCAUUCCGACCGUAACACACGGCACUCAGGGGCCCGUGGACGUCCUAGCAAUGGGCGUCGCUGACGGUGUCGGCUCGUGGUUCGAGAAAGGUGUGAGUGCUCGUCAAUACGCCGAGGAGCUCAUGGUCGCCGCCCACCAAGCUGUGCAGAUCUCGUACGCUAAAGACGACGACAUUGAGCCGUCCGAAGUUCUGCAUGCUGCGUGGUCUACUGUCCUUCAAAGAGAGAUCGUGGGGAGCUCCACUGCGUGUGUGCUGGCUCUAGAUCCGGAACUAGGAGAACUCCACGGCGUCAACUUGGGGGACUCUGGCUUCCUCAUUAUCCGCGAUAAAACAUCGGAUCUGGAGACUGCGCGCUUGCGAGGCACCUUGGACGGCUCGCUCAUGCGUAAGAUCAUCAACCGCGACCACGACUUGACUCCGGCUGGACGUCGGAAAGGAGCACACGUCACGUACCGUUCUCCUCAACAACUACACUACUUCAACUGCCCUUUCCAGCUAGGUUUCGCUGGCGCUGAACUUGUGAGUGACGUCGUGGACGACUUGGCUAAGGGCACGCACUCUCCGAUGAAAGAAAAGCCCCUCUUUGAGACCCCAGAGAACGGCAUGCGACUGCGAGUGCCGGUGCUGGAAGGAGACCUCAUUAUUCUGGCCACGGACGGUCUUUUCGACAAUGUGGACGAGGAUGUUUUACUGGAAAUUGUACGAGCCGAGCCCGAUCUCGAGACGAUGUGUCGGAAAUUGGUCCGGAAAGCGUACGAGUUGUCUCUUGAUCGAUCCAAAGACUCGCCUUUUGCGCGUCUGGCCAAGGAGAACGACUUGUUGUGGGGUGGAGGGAUCCCAGACGACAUCACGAUCAUCACGGCUCGAGUCUCGAAGCACAAGACCACGGAGGAGAAGAAUGCGGAAGCUGCUGCAGUCGCAGCAGUGAUUGAAGCUCAUUUGUAG